CCCGGCUCGGGUGGGAGCGGACCAGAGCGGAGCUUUAUUUCGGUCCGCCUUGGUGCCGGGUGGACGAGCAAAGCCGGAGCAUCCCGGCGACCAUGGAGGACAGUUACACGGUGCACCGACGCCGCAAGGCGGCAGCGAGGAGGCGCGAGAAGACGCCAGAUCCACCUCGACGUCUCGAAGAGACCGACGACGAGGAUGGUGCCCGAGCAAAAAUGGAGAAGAUGGUGGAGGACACGGAAAGGAUGGAGCUGGAGACCCUCCGAGCCCCCCUGAAGAGCGAAGAAGCCGAAUUCGCGGAAGAAGUGGCAAAAUCGAGCGAACCGAGACACACCUCAAGGUCCUCUUCGAGGUCGGCGAAGGAGGAGCGGAGAAGUAGGUACGUCGAAGAAAUUGCGCCUCCGGGAGACUCGAAGAGGAACGAGGCGGUGACGUCCAGGAACGAGGAGGGUGCGGAGAGUGGGUUCAAAAAUAACGAGAAGCGUCACGGAGACGCCGAAGAAGCGGUUAGGUCGGUAAGUAAGGAAGCUGCGGCGUGGGAUACGAAGGAGAGGAUGAGGGAGGAGAUAGGGGAAAGGAGGAAGUCGGAAGUCGAGAGGGAAGAGAGGUCGAACGAAGGGGAGAAGAUCGAGAGGAAGGGAGAAGGCAGGAGGAGGGUGGAGGAGGAAGGCGAGAUGAGGAAGGUGGAAAGGAAGGUGGAAAGGAAGGUGGAAAAGAAGGUGGACAAGAAGGUGGACAAGAAGGUGGACAAGAGGAACGAGUCGUCGAAGGCUGUAGAGGAGGCGAAGAUGAAGAAGAGCAGGCCUUCCAGCUCGGAGGUGGAGGCGAGGUCCGAGGAAGAGAGAAGUCGAGACGCCGAGAGGAAGGUGAAGAAACGGUCGAAGGAGAGGAUGAUGGAGAAGAUGAGCUACGCCACCACGGACUCGAGCGAUGCCGAAGAGAAGAGGAGGGACCCUAGGAAGAAGAAGUCCCCGGACGCGACCAAAGGGUCUAGGGUCCCUAGGAAGAGCGUUGGAAAAUCCAGGACUACGACGGAUACGGACGGAGAGCCGGAGAUCUUGAAGAGCUCGAAGGACUCGAAGAGCGAGGAGAGGCAGAGACCUAUCAAGCCUAGCAGAGAGAAACGUCCCUCGGGGAGAGAAGUCUAUUCCGCAGGGUCUGAAGAAGAGGAAAAGGGUUCCCGGGUGAAAGAGGAAGGUUUCGAAGAAUCCGUGGUGGAGGGGUCCCUGGUGAUCGGGGCCAGGAAGAAGGAUUCUUCGAGAAUCCAGGGAUCCGAGAAACGACGCGCUUAUCCCAGUGACACCGACGAAGAGCCGAGGUCGAUAAAGAGGAGCGAGACCUUUCCCCAGGGUCAAUCGGCAGAGAAAACGCCGAUCGGAAGAUCGGCUUCGGAGAUGAGGAAGCUGAUCAUUCCCCUGGACGACGAUAGUCUCAUCAAGGACUUCGCCAGGGCCCAGGCGGAGUACUUGAGGAGAGAACGGGGCAUCCUGGAUCCAGACCCCGAAGACCCCGACUACCUGAUCCGCACGUCUUCCAUCCUAAGGAGAAGAAAAGCCAGCGUUCUCCACUCCGACGAGGAACAGGAGGAAAUAGCCAAAACGAUGCAGACCCCGAAGAGCUCCUGGUUCUCUUGGUUCCCUGUCUUCUCCAUAUUCAAGGGAAGAUCAAAAAUCCAGGUAGAGACAUCGGAAAACGAGGAGAUCCCGCAGGAGAUCCUGAAGAGGCCCCAAGAAGACGUCGCCCAGAAGAGAGUCUCCAUUUUCGAGUUCUUUGCAGCCUUGAGGGACGUCUUGGCGGAGUUCCGAGCCUUUGUCGAGCAAAAUCCCAGAGAAACGAGGAUCAUCAGGAAGCUGAGGAACCGAUGCGUGGCCGAGCUCAUCCUGAUCAUCAUUUACUGUGGCCUGGGUGCCUUCGUCUUCAGGUUCACCGAGGGAGCCUUCGAAAGCUUCUACAAAUGUGGCGUCAAGAGGGUUAAAAGGGACUUUUUGGACAGUCUUUGGAACUACAGUCACAAUAUGAGGGAGGACGACUGGAAGAGCAUGGCCAGGAGGAAACUCAUGGAAUUCGAGGAGCAACUUCAUACCGCGCAUGAAGCUGGAGUUCAUUCUUACAGUGGUCAGAGAAGCUGGAGCUUCUUGAACGCCGUUGUCUAUUGUCUCACCGUGAUCACCACUAUUGGUUACGGACAUAUAUCACCCAGCACCACGACCGGAAGAGCCUUGACCAUCGUAUACGCGAUCUUCGGCAUCCCGAUGUUUCUGAUAAUCCUGGCCGAUUUCGGGAAACUUUUCACGAGAGGUAUGAAGUUCCUUUGGGCCUUCGUCAGGAGGCUAUACUACACCGGGAGUUGUCGCAAAGUUCGAAGGACAGUGCCGGUUCAGGAAGUCAUGAAGGGGGUGCAAUUGGUGUACGACUUCGCGACUUUCCGGCGACCCUCGCAAAUGAACCCCGAGGAGAUCGAGGAGAUGCAGAGGCAAAGGAGCCAGGGCCAAACCGUGUUGAAUUUGGAUGGAAACCUGCCCACCCAACCCGAUACCCCGGGGACCCCCGCCAUGUCGAACUUUGCCAUAGACGACGAGUUCAAUUUACCUAUUUCCGUCGCGAUCUUCAUCCUCCUCGGUUACAUUUUCGUAGGAGCGACCCUCUACUACAUGUGGGAGGAGUGGGGCUUCUUCGAGAGCUUCUACUUCGUGUUCAUCUCCAUGAGCACCAUCGGCUUCGGAGAUUACGUUCCCCAGAUGCACCCGAUAUACAUGAUGUGUUCGAUAGUGUACUUGGUGUUCGGCCUGGCACUGACGUCCAUGUGCAUCAACGUGGUUCAGGUCAUGUUGUCUGAUUCGUUCAAACAAGCCAGUCAGAAAAUCGGGGCAACGAUCGGGUUCGAAGUAGCCGAAGACGAUGGCUCUAUCCAAGCUGCACUUCCUGCACCAGUGGAAGUGGCCGACGUGCACAUGACGAUAAUGGACUCGGAAAGCAAAGAGAAAAUCGCGCCGACGGCCAAGCAGGAAGACGUGGACCUGUAGAUUGGAUAAAGGAACAGCCCGAGAAGAUAACGAGACAAGGUACAAUCGAUAAGAAAUAGAAACUCGGGUCAAGAAAGCGUAAAAAGAGCGGCUGAAGGCGUCAAUUCCCUAUCAUCUGGAUGGAGGAACUUCCCUAUUAUCCCCUAUGGGAUGAAAGACUCCCUAUUAUCAGGAUUCGGAAAGCAAAGGGAAAAUCCCGGCGAUGGCCAAGCAGGAAGACGUGGACCUGUAGAUUGGGUAAAUGAACCGCCCAAGACGAUAACGAGACAAGGUACAAUUGAUAAGAAAUAGAAACUCGUGUCAAGAAAGCGACGGCUGAAGGCGUUGAUUCCCUAUUAUCUGGAUGUAGAUAUCAUUGUCGCGUGGAUUUUGGAUCAGGGAUCCAGGGACCCGAUUCUCGAGUUCACCUUUCGCAUGCGAAAUUCACAGUUUUGUCCAAGACUUUCAAACGUUGACCAAUUACGUGACUUCGCAACAAUGUCGAGAUUUCUCUUGCGAAUCUAUUCGGACGCGAAAGAAAUCCGCAUGAAAUCGAGAAUAGAAGCCCAAGUGAUAAGAGGUGUCAUUCUACGGUCAACCUUGCCAAACGUUUCGGAGUGCUCCUUGCGAGGUUCUUCUUUUUUUUCCCCCCUUUCUCCCUAGUUUAGCGUCGAUUGACAAUAAAGUAUAAGAGGUUCGAUCUUCUACUUUGCACAACUUACAAGCUCUAACGAUUUCUACGUCGCAGUAAGUGCAUGGGUGUUUCGUAAGUUCUUUUUACGGAUUCGGGUGGAUCUUGCGAAUUACGUUCUCGCUGAUAAGGAGCCCUAGAAUCAUGCGUUCGUUGAUAAAUUGCCGUCCGCGAACUCGUAGAAGGAAGAACUGACUCUUCGCGUUAAGCCGAAAAAGAAAGAAAAAGGAAAAGGAGAAAAAAAAAGAAUCAAUUGGCUUUGCGAACGUUGACGACACAAGCUUCGCCCUUUGAAAGGCUAGAAAACCAAAGAAAGACUUCCUCACGCUAUUUCCGAUGAAAAACCGGAUAUCAGCUCGCAGAAAAUAAUCCAUAAAAAAAAACAAAAAAAAAA
Messenger RNA from Orussus abietinus, 4084 nucleotides. RefSeq names its product caldesmon. The transcript has 6 exons. NCBI's taxonomy places the organism in Eukaryota, Metazoa, Arthropoda, Insecta, Hymenoptera, Orussidae. Gene Ontology annotation, biological process: stabilization of membrane potential; potassium ion transmembrane transport. Bases 93 to 3020 code for a protein of 975 amino acids. Gene Ontology annotation, cellular component: membrane. Gene Ontology annotation, molecular function: potassium ion leak channel activity. The record is from RefSeq and is a predicted model, not a curated record.